UCGUGGACGAAUCAAUUCGUUGUCACAUCAUUGUCGUUGACGUAUAAAAACGGAAAAAUUGCAAUGCAAGACGGCGAUCCGGAUCAUAUUGCACUAAUAUCAGCGAUAAAAAAUGGAAAGUUCGACAACGCAAGUGAAAUUUUGGAGUACGAUCACGAAAAUAAAUACGUAGGUCCAUUAGGUGUUCCUCAAGUGACAGCCCUGCAGAUGGCUGCGUGGCAAGGGAACAUAGAUCUGUUGAAUCAACUCCACGAGAGAGGCGCCGAUAUAAACAGCAAAGAUAAAAUUGGUAGGUGCGCACUUUAUUAUGCGGUGUACAACGGUAAUACUGAGGUGACAGAGUGGCUUCUUGAACAUGGAGGAGACGUCAACGUCAAAAUCGGCAUCUACCUAAAAGAGAACUUCAUACCUGACUAUAUAUACAUCGCGAACAGACAAUAUUAUAGCAUGUCAAAAGGACUAUUGCCAAUACUUUACGGCGGGAAAAGAACGCCCUUGCAAUUCGCGGUGGAGAAAAAUUACGCAGACAUUGUGCGCGUUUUAGUGGAAAGCGGAGCAAAUGUGAAUGUUGAAGAUGAGUACCCGAUUAUCCCGUUGUUCUUAGCAAGAAUUUUGGUAAAUCUCAACGAUCCCAAUGAAAUGAAUAAGUUCAAUGAGAUCGUUGGGAUUCUGGUCGCCGCGAAGACGUCCAUUAAGGCUUUUCCAGAUAAUACAAAGAUCACUCGUCUGCACGUUACGGCAAUGCUACGCAGUGUAGCAGUAACGAAGAUAUUGUUAAAUGGUGUAUGGCCAUUAAAGAACUACGAAAGUAUGCUCCUUCAUUAUGCCGCGGAAUUAGGCAAUAUUGAAACACUUCUACUUGAAGCAAUAUCACCCGAGUUUGAUAAUGAUACACCUUAUACGGACAUUACGGCUCUUCAUGUAGCUGCUUUUAAUAAUCAUCGCAAGUGUGCACAAGCUUUGAUCCGUCAUGAAGCUAAUUUAGUUGCGAAAACAAAGACCGGAAUUACCGUCGUGGAUGCUAUAUUUAGUUGUAUUUCGCAACCAUUAGACUUUUUAAUAGACGUCUUAAAUUCUUGCGUAACACCAGAAUGUGACAAAAGCAUCGUGGUCAACUUCCAUAUAUUGACUCCAAGAGUUGAGACGCAAAUGGCAGUAGUCACAGCCAUUAUUGCAGCAACUUCGGAUAUGAAGCAACUGGCAAUAUUACAGCAUCCAGUUGUGGAGAUCUUUCUCAGAUUGAAGUGGAAAAAAAUAAGAAUAUUUUUUUUCCUUCUUAUAUUCAUACACACGUCCUUUAUUAUUUUUCUCUCAAACUAUGCUUUAAUGUUUGCACAAAAUGAUGCUGAUCACGUGGUGACUCGAAGAAUAGUAGCAACCUGUUCUUGUAUUCUUUUGCUUCACAAUAUAAUUCAAAUUAUAUUAGAACCAAAGUAUUAUCGCAGACAACUAGAAAUGUGGUUGUCAUUGAUAUGCGUCAUACUAUCCUUGAUAACGUCGAUAGCAGAAGAGUUCGUAAAAUGUUCAAAGGAAGAAAUCGAGUCUCGGCAUUGCAUGGAUUGGAUGCUACAUUCCAUCAGCAUCGCAAUCUUGUUGAGUUGGAUGCAAAUGAUGUUGUUAAUUAGCCGAGUUCUAAUGUGGGGAGAUUACGCGCUCAUGUUUUACACGGUAUUGAGGAAUAUUCUAAAGGUUCUCUUAGCAUUUGGCUUCUUGAUUUUUAGAUUCGCAUUAAGUUUAGCCGUUCUGUUUCGCGGAAACAAUCAAUUUGUCAAUUUCUGGAGUUUUAUAAAGAUAACUGUGGUAAUGAUGGGCGAGUAUGACUACGACAAGCUGUUUGAAAUUGAAGACGAUAAGAGAAAUUUUCUACCAGUCACAAGUGGAAUCGUGUUCAUGGUCUUCGUCAUGCUGGUUCUCUUAGCAUUUGGUACCUUAAUUAUUGGAUUCGAAGUAAGUUUUGCCGUUUUAUUUCCCGGAAACGAUGAUUUUAAGAAUUUCUGGAGUCCUUUAAAAACAACUGUGGUAAUGAUGAUGGGCAAGUAUGAAUUCGGCAAGCUGCUUAACACUACCACCAGUCAGAACGGUGAGAGUACUUUUCUAAUGGCCCCAAGCAGAUUUCUGUUUAUCAUUUUCAUCAUGAUCGCCAGUACUGUUCUGAUUAAUCUCGUAAUCGGUCUGGUGACCAGCAAAAUUCAACGAUUUGAAAAAAAGGGCUACAAAAAUCGAUUAUUGAAUCAUGUGAAAUUUUUUGCACAACAAGAAAUAUUGAUGUCACACAAAAUCUUUCCCGAAAAAUGGCUACCUUCUCGCUUAGAAGAACAACUGCUCUGGAGUUGCGAUGUUACUCCAAAUAUUACAGUGUCUCGUAACGAAUAUGAUAACUUUUUUGAUAUUUUGAACUCCAACAUUCCAGUUCAUCUAAAAGAUGCUUUAUUUCGGUUAGCCAAGAAAUCUUUCAAGGACGAUAAGUAUGAAUUGUAUAAGAUCAUAAAAUUUCAAGUAUAUUUUUCCAUGCUUCGAAAAUUGAAAUUAUGUCUAACGUAAAUUCGUAUAAUUAUGUUUUAGUUUAGCAGACAGAAACAGAAUUGGCGAGCCUUAACCCAAGUAAUACAAACUUAAAAAAAUUAAGAAUGUCUUAAAAUUGCGUGAUCUAAUAUUCAAUCUAAGUGAUUAUCCUUUCUGAAAAAAUCCGUGUUAAAUCGAUAGUCGCAGUCUCUCGAAGUUUAUUGUUGCCGCUUUUCCAAAAUGCUCAUUGGUUCUCGCGUUGUGCUUACUUCGUGAGCUGCUGUCAUCGUGGAGAUUGCGUUUUGACAGUUGUAGUUUUAACUACGUUAUAGCUGCGCGCGCACGCGUGUGUGUGUGUGUGUGUGUGCGUGUGUGUGCGCGCGUGCGUGUGUGCGUGUGUAAUACUAAGUAUACUAAAUUAAAAAUGGGAAAAAAU
Messenger RNA from Solenopsis invicta (red fire ant), 2938 nucleotides. Its product is annotated as transient receptor potential channel pyrexia-like. Gene Ontology annotation, cellular component: membrane. Gene Ontology annotation, molecular function: protein binding; monoatomic ion channel activity. The record is from RefSeq and is a predicted model, not a curated record. Gene Ontology annotation, biological process: transmembrane transport; monoatomic ion transport. The transcript is spliced from 9 exons. The coding region runs from base 64 to 2541 and encodes 825 amino acids. Lineage: Eukaryota; Metazoa; Arthropoda; Insecta; Hymenoptera; Formicidae.